AUGAGCGACUUUGUCAUCCAGGACCAGGACCUGGUUGGUCUCAAAGACAAAGUCGUAAUUGUCACAGGCAGCUCCUCAGGUAUUGGCCUAGCAACAACACAGCUCCUCCUCUCCCUCGGCGCCAAGGUGGUCGGAGCAGAUGUCUCCCCGCCCAAGAAGCCCCUCUCGAGCCCCUCCUACACCCACCACGAGACUGACGCCUCCUCCUGGGCCGACCUGUUGGCCCUCUUCAAGGCCAUCAAGGCACGCCACGGCCGCAUCGACCAUGUCUUUGCCAAUGCUGGCAUCGGACCCGCGGCCAACUACUUUCCCAACCCGGACGGGAAGCCUGGUGACGAUGAGCACGACGAGAACGGCGACCCGCUGGAGCCCAGCCAGAAGCUGUACAAUCUCAACCUAAACGGCGCCAUCAACACUGCCACGCUGGGGAUCUACUACCUGAGGAUGAAUGAAGUGGCCGCAGAGACGGAGACGGGCAGCAAGGGCAGUGUGGUCAUCACUUGUUCGAUCGCAAGUCUGCAGCGCUUCGGAGGCGUGGAUUACUGUGCCUCGAAACACGGUGUGUUCGGGUUCAUGCGCGCCAUGCGCCAACAGCUCAUCCGGAAUGACAUCCCCAUCCGCAUCAACGGCCUGGCGCCGUCAUGGACGCGCACGGGGAUGCCUCCAAAGGCCAUGUACGACCUGGGCAUCGAGACGCAGCCGGCCGAGGUGGUGGCGCGGGCCGCGGCACUGCUCAUGGCCGACGAGAAGAGGCAUGGCGAGCUGCUGUAUGUGGCCAAGGGCAAGGUCAAGGAGAUUGACGAGGCGGUGCUCAUGCCGACUUACUAUGGCAUUGUGGGUGGGCGAGGGCAGACUGAGGAUGAUGACUUUGCGAGGAUGUUGCAGGCAGAGGGUGGGAAAUAUAUUCCGAAUUCGUAG
Molecule: messenger RNA, 918 nt
Organism: Cryphonectria parasitica EP155
Lineage: Eukaryota; Fungi; Ascomycota; Sordariomycetes; Diaporthales; Cryphonectriaceae
Product: NAD(P)-binding protein
Exons: 3
Coding region: 1-918 (305 amino acids)
Source: RefSeq, a predicted model, not a curated record